Messenger RNA from Prinia subflava (tawny-flanked prinia), 5385 nucleotides. It is a transcript of the gene OMD, whose product is annotated as osteomodulin. Lineage: Eukaryota; Metazoa; Chordata; Aves; Passeriformes; Cisticolidae. Gene Ontology annotation, molecular function: protein binding. The transcript has 3 exons. The record is from RefSeq and is a predicted model, not a curated record. Bases 600 to 1844 code for a protein of 414 amino acids.
UGUACAGAACAAAUCCUUAGCAGGAAGGAGACAGGACACGGACAUUGUGGGGGGAAAAAUCAGGAAGAUGGUUACAGGAGCUUAUUUAGAGCACAUGCUUCCCCUUGAUUUUGGUAAGGUUAAUUUUUUACUCUUUCUUAACUUCAUCCUCAGAGGACAAACCCUUUGCAGAACUGAAUCACUGCAGCUGGACCCGCACUAUGAACUAAUAACCUCUGUAAUCAUUUGUGAAGCCUUAUUCUUUUUUUUUUUUUUUUAAUGGGAGUUGGUAACUGAAAGAAUCCUGCCAAUUAUACUGAAGUGAUUUGAACAAAAGGAGAAAUUGCUUCACAGCCUUAUGACACAGCAUCUACAGCAAGUGAUGAUGUGGCACAAAGCAGUUUUUUUCAUUUUACUGGCAAAUCAGAAGAGGGGCCAAGGCUGUUAUUUUGUGUUGCCUUCCCACAAGGCUCCUUACCACAAAAUAUGGCUUAGGCAGAUCUUUUGUUCCUCCAGCUGGGCUAGGCUGAGUCUCAGAUGAUUUCACCAGCACAAGAACUUGCUGCCCUCUACGAGGAACUUCUCAGACUUCCAAAGAGUCACAACAUUUAAAUUCCAAUAUGGGGAUUCUGAGCUACCAAUUGAUCCUCCUGUGGGCUGCUUUGGUCUCUUGUCAGUAUGAAGACUACGAUUUUGAGGAUGAAUAUGGUGGGGAGCCAGAACAACUCCCAUAUUAUUUUAACCCAAACACGCAAGUUGAAGCUCCUCGUUUUCCUUUUCCAGUGGAGUGUGCCAAAGAAUGCUUCUGUCCACCAGCUUUUCCCUUGUCCAUGUACUGUGACCACCGGAAACUCAAGACAAUUCCAAACAUCCCCAGUCAUGUCCAACAACUUUAUUUGCAGAACAACAACAUCGAAGCCGUGCCUGCAGGACCAUUCACUAAUGCUACCUUCGUCAGGGAAAUCAACCUCAGCUACAACAAUAUUAAAUUCCAUAUGAUUGACCACGGUGUUUUUGCCAAACUUUCAAACCUAGUUCAACUUCAUUUGCAACACAAUGAAUUAGAAGAAUUUCCAUCCCCUCUGCCCAGCUCUCUAGAGAGACUCCUCCUUGGUUUCAAUAAAAUUUCCCGCUUACCUGGAAAUGCAUUGGAAGGAUUGCCCAACAUGACCAUGCUUGACCUUUGCAAUAACUUACUUGAUGACUCGGUAUUCAAAGAAAAACCCUUUUCAAACAUGAACAAUUUAAUGCAGCUCAACUUAGGCAACAACAAAUUACAGACAAUGCCUCCUGACCUACCACCAUCACUUCAGCAUCUUUCUCUUGAAAAUAACUCCAUUUCUCAUAUUCCAGAAAACUAUUUCAACAGACUUCCCCAAAUCAUUGCCCUAAGAAUGUCCCACAAUAACCUGCAGAACAUUCCACACGACACCUUUAAUCUACCCAAUCUUCUAGAACUUCAUCUUGGACAUAACAAACUAAAACAAGUGUUCUAUAUUCCAAGAAGUUUGCAGCAUUUGUACAUUGAAGACAAUGAAAUUGAAAACAUCAAUGUUACUGUGAUGUGUCCAGCUCUGGACCCACUGCACAUCAAGCAGUUAACCUACAUCCGGGUGGACCAGAACAAGCUGACGAGCCCCAUCAGCAGCUACGCCUUCUUCUGCUUCCCCCUCAUCAGAACCAUUUAUUAUGGAGAGCAGAAUGUCAGUGGCAGCAGGCCCUCCCAGCUCAGAACGCCGGUGUUCCGGCGGUUCCUAACAGCAGAGGAGCUCCAGGAGGCAGAAGACAAUCAGGAAACGCUCAAUCAAGAAACUGAAGAAGAUCAUGAAGCUGAGGACAGCUAUUUUCAUCCUUACUAUCACUGAAGUAAUCAUGGUUAAGAAGUACAUACAGAAAUAUUUCAUUAGUCUGGGUUAUUCACAGCUAUCUUAGAACAAGUGGGAGGUUUGGGAUAGUCAAGAUGCAUCUAUAAAGUGGAGAUAGGAAUUUAAAGUAGGUAAAUGUCCUAUUAUUGGUGUAGUCAAGAACAAUACGAGGAUCAAAGAGCAUUAGAUAAAGGUCUGACACAUAACCCGGGUUAAUGAUGGGCUCACCUUUGGGUGAGAGCUGAAGUGAAAGAAAACUGACCUGAAAAGCUUCUCUGUUCUAAAGUGAUCCAAUUGCAAAAUGACUGAAAUACAAAUCAGUGUCAUAACUCAAUAGGAACAAGGGAUGAAGGCCAAAAAUCCACCAGAGUAAAGGACAAGAGACUGAGAUUAAAAAAUACUUCCAACAAAGUUCCUCCACAUCUCCCAGAAAUACAGAUAUUUCCUCCAAUUUCUAAUUGGAUGAGGACAUCACAAAUAUGGAGCUUCAAACCUUCCCCAUUUUAUGUUUCAACUGUCCUGACAAGCUGUAUUAUAAUAUUCACUUCUUUGGCUGUUCUUUAACUACCACAAUCUUUCAAAGGAGAUUUUAGCUUAUCACUAACACAGGCAAUAAAGAAUCUUUCUCCAAGCUGCUGGGUUCUAGGGAAAAGCAUGUGCAUUAACACAGCUGAACCAUCAGCAUUUAUACUUUCCCUGUGCUCCAGCCCAUGCUAUUUUAGAAGACACAUAGAAAUGUCAUCUUUGCAUUUAGAAUUAUUCAUCAAGUAGAACAGGAACAAAGAAAAGCAUGGCAGGUUUUUUUUAACUAUUAAUUCAGGCUAUCCCUCUGCACAGCUAAUACCCAUUAGCUGUAUUCUGCUUCAAAAUAGAAUCAAUGUUGCUUUAAGUAAACUGAAGAAAACUUUGAGCUAUGCAAAUUUUUGUCAUAUCUUAUGCCUAGAAACAGAUCCAGAUAACUACAAGGAAAGAUAGCACUGUAGAGCACUUUACUGCCUUUUAAAAAUAAUUUCUUUAUUUUUCAGCAUUUUUUUCCCUGAUAGAGAUUUACUAGCUGUGAGGGAAAAAAAGCCAUGUUUUCAACAGCAAAAUGAAAUGUCUGCAACUGAUAGUUCAAUACAUCAAUACCAGCUUUGCAUAAUUUUAUGUAGUCUUUUUAGUUGUCCUACACUUAAAAGUACAACAUAAUCAGAUUUCUAUUAGCAUUUGAGAAGUUAAGCAGGUUUCAUUUCUUCUCUUAAAAUUCCAAUUAUUUUUUUUAAUCCCAUCUUCAUAUUUAUGGUUUCUUAUGUAUCAAAUGAAAUAUCAAGAAAAUUAAAAUACUUAAUGACUUCUUUUUAAGAGAAAGAGAUUUAUUGUAAAGCUAUGAAUAUAAACUAUAAGAAUAUAUAGAGUCUUUAAGAAUGGUUAUAAGAAUUUGUGGGUACAAAAUUUAUUCUAUUAUUAUUAACUUGUGGAUCUUCAGCCAACUAACUCAAGAAAUCUGUUCCUCUCUCCUUCCCCUUUUUCUUACCUGCAUUCUGAACAGAUCCAGUAUUCAUAGCAAAUUAUUUUAUGGUCACCCCACAAAUUCACAAUGCUACAGAAUUUGUCUGCUCUUUUUUAAAAAAAAAUUAUUAACAUUUAUCACCCUCAAACACCUCUGGGCUUCUGAAUAAGAAACACAUGCAUGUAUUCAUCCCUUCAUUUAAGUACUCAGUAUCAUUUAUAUGCAAGAAUUUAGAUAUAUCUAGAACUUCAUUGCUUUAUUAAUAUAUACAUGUAGUAUAUUAACCUUCGGGAACCUUUCAGCUAUUUCAGAUUUUAAGUGAAUGGUGCACAAAAUGCAAAACUAAAAUAAGAGGCUCUUUUGAAAGGCUUGCUCAGCUUUAAAAAUAAAAGAACACUAUCCAGCUAUAGUAUGAAUAUUACAUCUUUUAUCAAAAACUUUCUGCUUUUUAAAGACAUUUAUGAAACAAAGCUUAGCUUUAGUUUUAAAGUAGAAGUCAAAAUAUUGGUGUUAUAUGAAUUUCUCAAAGUCAAACUGGAAAUUAUUGCAAACUUCAGAGCUGUCUUAUUACACUUGACUCAUGCAGAUGGAACAUGAAAUUUGUAUUACAAGCAGAACUAUUGUAUCUCACUUUUUUUCAAUUAAUAUUAUAAUAUCAUCUGUAGGAUAUAGGACACUUAUUCCAGAAGGGCUUUUACAGUGGACAGGGAACUCAAGACUUGUUAGCCUUAGAGAAAUGAGAAUUGACAAUAAAGUACUGGAUUAAUGGAUAAUCUAUCUGAGUGCAAUUUGCUCUGGUAAUACAGGGGACUGCCUGUCAUGAUGUUUUUGCCUUGCCAAUACCUUGGAGUUCUCUGAGGGAAUCAUGAAAGUUGUGGAAAAGGGAAAUCCUGGUCCAAACAGCCUACAAAAAAUCCUGAAGGUUUUUAAGGAAAUUAAGUUGCCACAGAUUAAAAGGCAACAUCACAACCAAAAAAAUCAAAAUAUGAGAAACAGCCUAAGAAUAAGUGUUCUUAUUAUGGAGGGGAUCCCGCUGGUGGAACUUUGCAAAGGGCCUGUGCUGGAAUUUAUUCCAUUUAAAAUGUUAGCAAGAGAUAGACAAACCAGGCUGAGAAGAAGGACGCCAACAAUGACUGCUCAGUGUUGCUAAGGAAUGGCUGCAAAAGCCCUCAGGAUGCUAAAAGAGCCAAUGGAGCUCAUCAGUGCUAAAUGAGAAGUGAUGUCCCUGGAAAUGAUGAUCUCAGUCCCACAUUAAAACUCAUGAGGGAUGACCUCACCACCAUCACUCAGCAGCAAGGCUCAGGAGUGCUGCAGUAGCCAUAGGUGUGUGCAGUGAAAACACUGCCUCAGCACCCAGGAGUCAUAAAAAGGAAAAUCAAAUGUAGAGAGUAACUAGAGACAAAUGGAAAACAAGAGACACCAAGACACUGCCAUAAAUCUGUGGCUCACGCAGACAUUAAAUGCAGUAUUGAUUUCCAAAGCCUCAGGUAGCUGGUGUAAUUACAGAGGGCAUGAUUGGAAAAGGAUCAGAGCAAGGUCAGCAAAGGUAAGAAAUGGCAGCUAUGAGACACUAAUUUUGAAACUUUGAGAAAAGCCAAGGUUGCAGUUAACAAUAGAUGUUCCUGAUUUAGCUGAAAUGAAUAGAUAAGCUUUGCUGAAAUCAGUUAAAAGUUAGAGGAUGGUUAGAAGAAACCAGAUUUAAGAUAAGCUACCCCGGAUUUAAUAACUCAUUGCUUGUCAAACAGAGAAACUAAUCAAUACAACACAAGACCUCCUGUUUCCAGAAACCCACUGAAAUAGUCCUGGAAAACAGGAAACAGGUAGUUCUACUAGCCAUUAAUCACAUCUGCAGUGAAAAGGUUGGAAGUUUAGAACGAGGAAGACUCGUUUUACUUCCUCCUUUUGGUGACCACUCCUCACAAAAGGACCCCUGACCCAUUUCAGGGAACAAACUCCGCAUGCUUAAUAGCCUUUGUGUCAAUUAGCAUACAAAGCGGAGAAGAGGAAGUGACAGGGGUAUGAAUAUGCAUUUGUAUUUUGUGUAUUCAACAU